Acinonyx jubatus (cheetah) is the source of this 15409-nucleotide messenger RNA. It is a transcript of the gene AMY2B, whose product is annotated as amylase alpha 2B. NCBI's taxonomy places the organism in Eukaryota, Metazoa, Chordata, Mammalia, Carnivora, Felidae. Gene Ontology annotation, molecular function: cation binding; alpha-amylase activity. The record is from RefSeq and is a predicted model, not a curated record. Bases 178 to 1713 code for a protein of 511 amino acids. Gene Ontology annotation, biological process: carbohydrate metabolic process. The transcript has 11 exons.
CAAAGUUUUACAAGCUAUUUUAGGUUUGUUGACAACUCAAGUUUCAGUUUCCAGCAGCACAAAAUGUACUGUUUCUGUUUGAAGUGUGUCUGAGUCUUGGCUCAAAACGUUUCUCUCAUUUAAAGAAUCUGGAAGAUAAAUAGUUGCUGCAAAGAACACUGACAACUUCAAAGCAAAAUGAAGUUCUUUCUGUUGCUUUCAGUCAUUGGGUUCUGCAGGGCUCAGUAUAACCCAAAUACCAAGCCUGGACGGACAUCUAUUGUCCAUCUGUUUGAGUGGCGCUGGGCUGACAUUGCUCUUGAAUGUGAGCGAUACUUAGCUCCCAAAGGAUUUGGAGGGGUUCAGAUCUCUCCACCCAAUGAAAAUGUUGUGAUUAAUAGCCCUUUAAGACCUUGGUGGGAAAGAUACCAACCAGUUAGCUACAAGUUAUGCACAAGAUCAGGAAAUGAAAAUGAAUUCAAAGACAUGGUGACUAGAUGUAACAACGUUGGUGUCCAUAUUUAUGUGGAUGCUGUAAUUAAUCAUAUGAGUGGGAAUGGUGUGGGUGCAGGAACAAGCAGUACUUGUGGAAGUUACUUCAACCCUGGAAAUAGAGAUUUUCCAGCAGUCCCAUUCUCUCAUUGGGAUUUUAAUGAUGGUAAAUGUAGAACUGGAAGUGGAGACAUUGAGAACUAUAAUGAUCCUUAUCAGGUCAGAGAUUGUCGUCUGGUCGGUCUUCUUGAUCUUGCACUGGAGAAAGAUUAUGUGCGUUCUAAGAUUGCUGAAUAUCUGAACCGCCUCAUUGACAUUGGUGUAGCAGGGUUCAGAAUUGAUGCUUCUAAGCACAUGUGGCCUGGAGACAUGAAGGCAAUUUUGGAUAAACUGCAUAAUCUGAAUACAAACUGGUUCCCCGAAGGAAGUAAACCCUUCAUUUACCAGGAGGUAAUUGAUCUGGGUGGUGAGCCAAUUAAAAGCAAUGAGUACUUUGGAAAUGGCUGUGUGACAGAAUUCAAGUAUGGUGCAAAAUUAGGCACAGUUCUGCGCAAGUGGGAUGGAGAGAAGAUGGCUUACUUAAAGAACUGGGGAGAAGGAUGGGGUUUCAUGCGUUCUGACAGAGCACUUGUCUUUGUGGACAAUCAUGACAAUCAGCGAGGACAUGGAGCUGGAGGAGCAUCUAUUCUAACAUUCUGGGACUCCAGACUGUACAAAAUGGCAGUUGGAUUUAUGCUUGCUCAUCCGUAUGGAUUUACACGAGUAAUGUCAAGCUUCCGUUGGCCAAGACAUUUUGAAAAUGGAAAAGAUGUUAAUGAUUGGAUUGGGCCACCAAAUAAUAAUGGAGUAAUUAAAGAAGUUACUAUUAAUCCAGACACCACUUGUGGCAAUGAUUGGGUCUGUGAACAUCGGUGGCGUCAAAUAAGGAACAUGGUUAUGUUCCGUAAUGUAGUUGAUGGCCAACCUUUUAGAAACUGGUGGGAUAAUGGUAGCAAUCAAGUAGCUUUUGGAAGAGGAAACAGAGGAUUUAUUGUUUUUAACAAUGAUGACUGGCCAUUAUCUUUAACUUUGCAAACUGGUCUUCCUGCUGGCACAUAUUGUGAUGUUAUUUCUGGAGAUAAAAUUGAUGGCAAUUGUACAGGAAUUAAAAUUUAUGUUUCUGGGGAUGGCAAUGCUCAUUUUUCUGUUAGUAACUCUGCUGAAGAUCCAUUUAUUGCAAUUCAUGCUGAAUCUAAAUUAUAAAAUUUGAAGCAAAUACACAUAAUCAGAGAAAAAACCAAGUGUAUUUCUUUGUGUGUGUGUGUGUGUUUGUAUUCUUAUAAUUCAUUAAUUUUUGGUAAAAGCUAUAAGUAACCAACUUGAAAAACUCAGAAAAGCAUACAAAUCAUACAUAAUUAUAAGGUAGCCACAAUCAACAUCAUGUUAUAUUUUAGAAGACUUAUGAUGACUUAUUUGUCAAAAGAAUUUCUAAGAAUUCAGAGAGGCAUCUUGAUAAAUAUGUUUGUUGCCAUUAACACCAUUUGCCCAGUAUGUAUUUCUGUAUUUCUUCCAUCAAGUAUUUCUAAGAAUUAGUUAGGGAUAGUUGAUUUAAUGAUGAUUCCCAUACAGAGUUAGAACACUUGAGUGGUUUUAACAGUAUGAAAGCCCUUUUACAGUUAAUAAGUUAAAAACUUAAAUUAUGCAAGGUAUCAUUCUUAAUUGUAUGGAGCUCCCAGGAAUAUUCUUUCUGUAUUUUUUUCUCUUUCUCUUUGUAAUGUCUUUAACUUGAUGUUUUUGUGUGUGUGUUUUCUUUCAUCUCCUAACCCCCAGUAUGAGUUUAUUUAUUUAUUUAGGACUUUCAUUACACCAUAUGCUCUGGAUGUUUUUCCUGAUCCUCUAGCUAUUCAUUUUCCUUCACCUUGACUUUAAAUGUGUAAUUUGGUAAGGAUCUCAUCUGGGUCUUAUAACUCUCAGUUGUUUUCCUUAUGCUUGAGUGAUAAAAUAAAACCAUAAUUGUGAAUCUGUCUCUUCUUUUUACCUGUAAAUUUAUCUGUACUUGCCCCUGUUAUUUUCUUCUUCCUGCCUGUCAUAAUGAAGAAAGUGUACUUCAUUCUACCAAAGGCCAUUCUUCUCACUUGUGUUAAUAAUACCAUUUCCUUUUUUAUCUUGUGGGGAAAUUUCUUUCUUUCAUUAUUCUUUCUCUUCUGAUUUAGUAAUAUUUCCCUUUCUGCUUAGAUUACUCCCCUCAGAUUACAUGUCUUCCAACUAACAAAUCAAUGACUCCCUCCCCAGUUCUUCCCAAAUUAAAUUAAUUCCUGGUUAACCCUGAUUUGUUAGGUCAUAAAUGUCAUUGAAUUUCAAUAGAAGCAAAAAAGUAUGUGACAAAAUUCAACAUCUUUUUAUGAUAAAAUCUCUCAAUAAUUAGGUAUAGAAGGAAUGCACCACAGCAUUAUAAAAGCCAUAUAUGACAAGCCUACAGCAAACAUCAUGCUCAAUCAUGAAAAGCUGAAAGCUUUUCCUCUAAAAUCUGGAACAAGAAAAGGAUGUGUCAUAGACUAUGGGUCUAAAGUUCUUUCUUGUCUAGCAAGACAAGAGAAUGAAAACCGAGAGAUGGCUAAUAUCUGGGAAAAGACAACAGCCCCGAAUAAGGGUCCUUGCCCUGUAUUUACUAAGAUCAGAAGGCUUACAAACAUGAUGGGCAUGCACAAAAAGACAAAAAAACUGGGAACAUUAACUUGGGGAUGUGAGGGAAAAGGGGGGUUUUGAAGGUAUACGGUGUUUAGGAUUUGGGUCAAUAUAAAACAAAAUCCUGGCGCCAGGCAGAUGGGCAGAUGGGCAGUUGUUAACGCAGCCAGGAGGCCCCAUGUCUGUUUAUUGUAGCUAGCCUAGGGGAUAAGGAAGAUAGGGGGAAUAACCUCAGAGUUAACAAGGCACCUUUUCUUUUGUUAAUCAUUUCUGCUCUGGGCUGCUUCCCCUGCAGCACAGCAGUCUAUAGGGCAACUUACCUGUUUACCUAACUUGGUCCUUUCCUCCUGUGAAAGCAGCUUUUUGCUAUAGUACUAAAUUGAGGGGCUCUUCUUCCCUGAACGUCUAAUCUCGCUUACCUCAUAUACCUUUGUAUUGGGUGUCUUUGCACGCCUCUGGGGCCCUUGCCCCUCCUUCUCUAUUCUGGGUGCUCUGCACCCUGUCUCUAUUCUGGCAUGCCUUUGCACCUCCCUAUUUUUGGUGCCUUUAGCCUCCUUAUUCCUGGGGUGCCAAUCUUAUUUACCCAAACUCAGGUGUGAGCAUCCUAUGGCUUUUUAUUUCUUUUUGCCUUGUUAACCCAUUGAUGUAAGCCCAGGGAAUUUCUAAGUUUAUUCCCCACAAGGAUGCCCAUUCUUACCACUUCUAUUCAACAUACUACUAGAAGUACUAGCCAGAGAAAUAAGGCAAGACAGAAAAAUAAAAGGCUUCCAAAUCAGAAAAUAAGUAAAUUGUUUGCAAAUGACAUAAUCUUAUAUAUGGAAACUCCUGAAGACUUCACCAAAAAAACUGUUAGAACUAAUAAAUUUAAUAAGUUGCAAGAUACAAAUUAGGCAUGCAAAUAUCAGUUGUAUUUCAAUACACUAACAUGAACUUUCAAAAAGAAAAAUUAAGAAAGCAAUCUCAUUUGUAAUAGCCUGGAAAACAAUGACAUCCUUAGGAAUAAACUUAACCAAGUAGGUGGAAGAAUUCUAUAUGCUGAAAACUAUAAGACAUUAAAGAAAGAAAUUGAAGAAGACACAGAUAAAUGGAAAGAUAUCCUGUGUUCUUGGUUUGGAAAAAUUAGUGUUAAAUGUCCAUACUACCCAGGCACCUGGAUGGCUUAGUUGCUUAAGUGUCGUCUCUUGAUUUUGGCUCUCACAGUUUGUGAGAUUGAGCUCUGCAUCAGGCUUUGUGCUGAUAGUGUGGAGCCUGCUUGGUAUUCUCUCUGUGUCUCUCUGCUUCUCCCUUGCUUGCACUCUUGUUCUCUCAACAUAAAUAAAUGAACAUCUAAAAAAAUGUCCAUACUACUCAAAGUGGUCAAUUGAUUCAAUAAGAUUCCCAUCACAAUUCCAAUGGCAUUUUUUCAAGAAAUAGAAAAAAAACCCUAAAAUUCAUAUGCUUUCAAGAUCUUUAAGUUAUAAGAGCAGUCAAUUUUUUUGUUAGCUAUGCCCCUGUUAUAUCAACCUAGUAUUCCUUUUUAAAGUUUUAUUUAAAAUUUAUUUAUUUAUUUUGAGAGAGAGAGAGCAAGUGAGAGCAGGGGAAGGGCAGAAAGAGAGGGUGAGAGAGAGAAUCCCAAGCAGGCUCUGUCUGUACUGUUAGUGCAGAGCCUAAUACAGGGCUUGAACUCAAAAGCUGCAAGAUCAUGACCUCAGCCCAAAAUCAAGAGUCAGACGCUUAAUCUACUGAGGCACCCAGAAGUCUCCAACCUAAUAUUCUUGACACGGGGAAAAUGAUGCCACACUGAUCAGGAUAUAAUACAUUUGAAAUCCACUUAUGUUAUGUACUUAGUGAUUUCUCAUACCAAGAAACUUGUUAACAGUUUCUUCCUUUAGAUGUUUCAUUUUAUGUAUUGAGGCAAUUCUUCAUGUGAACAUUGAGUUAUUUCUCUUUUCAUGGAAGGGAAAAUAACUAUGUUGAAAAAUUAUUUUUCACGGUUAGCCUUUCACUUCCACGUUAAAAGUGAACCACUAAACAUCAUCACAGAAUAUGAUUACAAAGAAUGAUUGAGAAAAGAUAAGUGACUUUCCAGAGUAAUGUCAACAUUAUUAUUAUUAGUAUCAUUAUUAUUAUCAUUAAACUUCCAAAUAAAGUAUAUCUAGAUGCUAGACCAAUACAUGAUAAGAGCUUCCAAAAAGACACUUACGUUCAAUAAACCAGAUCUCUAAAGAGAUCACUUUCUGUGAUGUAAGAGAUAAAUGAGACAGGUUUUGCAAAUGAUAGUAAAAUAUCUAAGUAUUUAAAUCAAAGUUUUUGAGGAUUUGUAUUUUAUUCUUACGGAUAUGUUAAAAUAAAUUCUUUCUUCCAAUUUGGAAGUGAGUGGAAAAAAAUUUCAGGGGUUUAACUCAGGGCUAAUUUUAUUGAGUGAAUCUCAAUUUUUCUCUUGUUUUUUUUUUUAUGUUUCUAAAAAAAAGUAAAUAUAAAGCAGAAAAAUCUAGAUAUAUCAGAUGUAGCUUAUAGUUUGUUGCAGAAAAUCCUAAGGUUUUAGAAGAAAUCAUCUAAGAACUCCAAUAAAAACAGUGCUUAACAAAAACAGAAGGGUAAGUGAUAUAUUAAAAGACUUUUAAAGGUCUUUCCCAAGAAAUGGAACAGAUGAGCAAAUACACAGUCUGCUUGUUUGUUUGUUUUUUUUUGUCCUUGAACUGAAUUUCAACUCUCGGGGGGGAGAAAGUGUGGCUUAGAGCCACUCACAUAACCUACUUAGGUAAAAAUAGGUGUGUUGAAAGGGUUUAGGUUCAUACAGCACCACUUACACUAGAAUAAAAGGUGAUACUUAUUAUUUCUCUAUAAUUGUAAAUUUGUCAAAUCCAACUCAUUAUUUUUUCUUUGAUAUUUUUAAGGAUCUGUUUGGAGUCAUGAAAUCAUUAUAUUUUCAUAAUCAAUUCAAGGGACAUUUUAAAAACACCUCUCUGAAACUCAAGUUUCCUCACCUGCAAAAUGAAUCUAGUAUCUGCUUUUUUGUUUGGUGUAUUGAAUGAGAAAUUACAUAUAAUAUAUUAACCACUAUUUCUGGUUAAAUACACAUUUCUUUAUCUCUUCAGUAAAGAUAUGUCUCUUAAUGCUGAGGGCUGGCAACUUGAUAUUUGCCUAAAAUCUAACUCAAACAGGGGGGGAACCCACAAAACAUUGGAAUUGGAGCAGAAAGUAACAUCUAUACUAAUGUGAAAUUUUGCCAGGUUCAACCUAUAUGCCGUUGGCUGAAAGUCGACAGAAAAUUCUUAUCUUGACUAUAGUGUUUCUAAUUCAGUUCUGGGUUCUCUCUGUAGGAAUUCUUCUAUGAGAAACUUCAGCCUCAGCUUUGUGUAUUAUAAUCUCACAUGUGCUAUAAGAGCUACAAAUAAAGAUUCAACAAAUCUCUAUGUAAUAAACAAAAUGCACGUCAAUCAAUGUAACAUAUUAGUUAAGUGCAUAGCACUCUUUUAGGUACUUUGAAAUAUAUUAUCCAUGUUUAAGUAUAUAGUAUCAUUGGGAAAAAAUAUAACUAUAUGAUACAUUAAAGAAACUAGAGAAAAAUAGUUAAAGUUAUGCAUAAUAAAUUGUGGAUAGUAGGUUGUUUGAUUUCAAAGGAGGGCGAUAACGCAUGUGCUGAAAUAGUCUGAGAAGGCUUGAUGGAAAAGGAAGGUCUUCAUAUAGAUAAAGAGGAUUUGUAAGAAAGAGAAAGGAGGGAGGGAUAUAUCAAGAAUAAAAAAGGUAUGGCAGAAGCACAAGGGACUGAAGACUGUAUGGCAGUUAAAAUAUCAGUUGAUUAGUGCUGGAGAGCGGGGGAUUCAUGGGAUACUAAUGGAAAAUAGGUUGAAAAGGUAGAGUAAAACUAACAACAGAAUGCAUUUUCUGUCAGGAUUUUCCUGUUAGAUUUGAUAUAUUGACACCAGCAAUGAUAUUUGUGAAUAUAAAGGAUAUCACUAUCUAUGCAAGAUAAUGAAAUUGUAGAAACUAUCAUUCCUUAUAUUAAUACAGAAUUAGUUUAUUAAGUUUUACUGUAUGUUACCUUUUUGGCUUGCUUCCCUCCUCACACCAGCUCCCAGCUAUGCAGUUUAAACAAAACUGAAUUCUUCAGUCCACUUUCAUAUAGGUCUGCCAGUCUUUGAAUGGUUUAAGAUUUUCAUGAACCUGUAUUUGUCAGUCGUCACUCCAGACUUCUAUUGUCAUAUGUUGAAAUAAUUGGUUUUGAAUGACAACCUGCUUCCUGCUUACUAUUUUUAUGUCAUUGGGGAUAGAAAUAAUAGAACUAUCACUUGAUUUAACUGUCAAUCAAGUGACACCUCAAGCAUACUAUAAAACUACACAAAGCCCCUCAAUCUGCCAGGAACUAAUGAUUUUUACAAUACUGCUGGCUUAGUAGAAGAAAGUUCAUAAAAAAAAAUGCUUCCCUAUGUCAUGAGUAUUAAUAUGUUUUAAAAUUAAAAAAUGGAAUUCUAUCCAGUAAAAUCCCACUUCAAUGAAAAUAAACUUCUAUAAUUUUCAUUUGAGAACAAAAGCAAUUGCUAUAUUUUCUGCUUUUUGUUCUAAAAGUAAAAAAACCAAUAAAGAAAUGUGUAUGCAUUUAACAAAAAGGCCUAGAAAGGGUGGGAAAAAGGACUAAUAUUUCAGUAUUUUUUCUUAGAAAGAGAAUGUUUCAGAAAAAUACAGUAUUUUUUGUUUUGUUUGUUUUUUUAAUAUUUUUAAUGUUUUUUUAAUAAUUUAUUUUCAAGCUAGCUAACAUAUAGUAUAGUCUGGGCUUCAGGAGUAGACUCCGGUGAUUGAUCACAUGUACAGCACCUCAAUGCCCAUCACCUAUUUUCCCCACCCCUAUCAACCCUCAGUAUGUUCUCUAUUUAGGGUCUCUUAAUGGUUUGCCUCUCUCUCUGUAACUUAUUUUUCCUUCCUUUCCCUUAUGGUCUUCUGUUAAGUUUCUCAAAUUCCACAUAUGAGUGAAAACAUAUGGUAUGUCUUUCUCUGACUGGCCUAUUUCACUUAGCAAAAUACCCUCCAGUUCCAUUCACAUUGUUGCAAAUGGCAAGAUUCCAUUCUUUUUCAUUGCUGAGUAGUAUUCCACUGUGUAUACAUAUACCACUUCUUUAUCCAUUUAUCAGUUGAUGGACAUUUAGGCUGUUUCCAUAAUUUAGCUUUCGUUGAUAGCACUGAUAUAAACACUGGGGUACAUGUGCCUCUACAAACCAGCACUCCUGUAUCCUUUGGAUAAAUUCCUACUAGUGUUAUUGCUGGGUCAUAGCAUAAUUCUUUUUUGAGUAACCUCCUCACUGUUUUCCAGAGCUGCUGCACCAGUUUGCAUUCCCACCAACAGUGCAAAAGAGUUCCCCUUUAUCCACAUCCUCGCCAACAUCUGUCAUUUCCUAAGUUGUUCCACUUGACAGGUGUGAGGUAGUAUCUCAGUAUGGUUUUGAUUUGUAUUUCCCUGAUGAUGGGUGAUGUUGAGCGUCUUUUUACAUGUCUGUUUGCCAUCUUGAUUCUUCUUUGGAAAAGUGUCUAUUCAUGUCUUCUGCCCAUUUCUUCACUGAAUUUGUUUUUGGGUGUUGAGUUUAUUUGGUAAGUUCUUUACAGAUUUUUGACAUUAACUCUAUCUGACAUGUCAUUUGCAAAUAUCUUCUCCCAUUCUGUUGGUUGCCUUUUAGUUUUGUUGAUUGUUUCCUUUCCUGUGCAGAAGCUUUUUAUCUUGAUGAGGUCCCAAUAGUUCAUUUUUGUUUUAAUUUCCCUUGCCUUUGAAGAUGUGUCAAGUAAGAAAUUGCUACGGCUGAGGUCAGAGAGGUCUUUUCCUGCUUUCUCCUCUAGGGUUUUGAUGGUUUCCUGUCUCACAUUUAGAUCUUUCAUCCAUUUUGAAUUUAUUUUUGUGAAUGGUGUAAGAAAGUGGUCUAGUUUCAUUCUUCUGCUUAUUGCUGUCCAGUUUUCCCAGAACAAUUUGCUAAAGUUACUGUCUUUUUCCCAUUGGAUGUUCUUUCCUGCUUUGUCAAAGAUUGGUUGGCCAUAUGUUUGUGGGUCCAAUUCUGGGUUCUUUAUUCUAUUCGAUUGAUGUAUGUGGCUGCUUUUGUGCCAAUAUCAUACUGUCUUCAUGCUUACAGAUUUGUAAUACAGUCUAAAGUCCAGGAUUUUUAUGCCUCCAGCUUUGGUUUUCUUUUUCAUCAUUACUUUGGCUAUUUGGGCUCUAUUGUGGUUCCAUACACAAUUUAGGAUUGUGCGUUCUAGCUCUGUGAAGAAUGCUGGUGCUAUUUUGAUUGGGAUUGCAUUGAAUGUGUAAAUUGCUUUGGGCAGUAUUGACAUUUUAACAAUGUUUGUUGUUCUAAUCCAUGAGCAUGGAAUGUUUUUCCAUUUCUUUGUGUCUUCUUUAGUUUCUUUCAUAAGCUUUCUAUAGUUUUCAGCAUAGGGUCAUUACAUCUUUGAUUAGGUUUAUUCCUAGUAUUUUACAGUUCCUGGUGCAAUUGUAAAUUGAAUCAAUUCCUUGAUAUCUCUUUGUGUUGUUUCAUUAUUGGUGUCUAAAAAUGCAACUGGUUUCUAUAUAUUGAUUUUAUAUCCUGCGACUUUGCUGAAUUCCUGUAUCAGAUCUAGAAGUUUUUGGGUUCAGGAGUCUUUCAUAUUUUCCACGUAGAGUAUCAUGUCAUCUGCAAAAAGUGAAAUUUUGACUUCUUUUUUGCCAAUUUGGAUGCCUUUUAUUUCGUUUUGUUGUCUUAUUGCUGAAGCUAGGAUUUCCAACACUAUCUUAAACAACAGUGGUGAGAGUGGAAAUUCCUCUCAGGUGGAAAGCUCUCCUGAUCUCAGUGGGAAAGCUCUGUUUUUCUCCAUUGAGGAUGAUAUUAGCUGUGGGCCUUUCAUAUAUGGCUGUUAUGAUGUUAAGGUAUGUUCCUUCUAUCCCAACUUUCUUGAGGGUUUUUAUUAAUAAAGGAUGCUUUAUUUUGCCAAAUACUUUUUCUGCAUCUAUUGACAGGAUUAUAUGUUUCUUAUCCUUUCUUUUAUUAAUGUGAUGUAUCACAUUGAUUGAUUUGUGAAUAUUGAACUAGCCCUAUUAGUCCAGGAAUGAAUCCCACUUGAUCGUGGUGAAUAAUUCUUUUUAUGUGCUGUUGAAUUCGAUUUGCUAGUAUCUUGUUGAGAAUUUUUGCAUCCAUGUUCAUCAGGGGCAUUGGCCUGUAAUUCUUCUUUUUUGUGUGGUCUCUGUCUGGUUUGGGAAUCAAGGUAAUGCUGGCUUCAUAGAAUGAGUCUGGAAGUUUUCCUUCCAUUUCUAUUUUUUGGAACAGCUUGAAAAGGAUAAGUAUUAAAAAGUUAACCCUUUAAAAAUCUGGUAGAAUUACCCAGGGAAGCCAUCUGGUCCAGGACUCUUAUUUGUUGGGAGAUUUUUGAUAACUGAUUCAAUUUCUUCACUAGUUAUGGAUCUGUUCAAAUUUUCUAUUUCUUCCCAUUUGAGUUUUGGUAGUGUGUCGGUGUUUAGGAAUUUGUCUAUUUCUUUCAGGUUGUCCAGUUUGUUGGCAUAUAAUUUUUCAUAGUAUUCCCUGAUAAUUGCUUGUAUUUCUGAGGGAUUGGUUGUAAUAAAUCCAUUUUCAUUCAUGCUUUUAUCUACUUGGGUCCUCUCUUUUCUUUUUGAGAAGCCUGGCUACAGGUUUAUCAAUUAUGUUUAUUUUUUUCAAACAACCAACUCUUGAUUUCAUUGAUCUGUUCUACUGUUUUUUGUUUUUUGUUUUUGUUUUUGUUUUUUGUUUUUCGAUUCUAUAUUGUUUAUUUUUGCUCUGAUCUUUAUUAUUUCUCUUCUUCUACUGGGUUUGGAGUGUCUUUGCCGUUCUGCUUCUAGUUCCUUUAGGUGUGCUGUUAGAUUUUGUAUUGAGGACUUUUCUUGUUUCUUGAGAUAGGCUUGGAUUGUAAUGUAUUUUACUCUUAGGACUGCCUUUGCUGCAUCCCAAAGGGUUUGGAUUGUUGUAUUUUCAGUUUCAUUUGUUUCCAUAUAUUUUUAAAUUUCUUCUCUGAUUGCCUGGUUGACCCAUUCAUUCUUUAGUAGGAUAUUCUUUAACCUCCAUGCUUUUGGAGGUUUUCUGACUUUUUCCUGUGGUUGAUUUCAAGUUUCAUAGCAUUGUGAUCUUAAAGUGUGUGUGAUAUGAUGUCAAUUCUUUUAUAUUUAUUGAGGUCUGUAUUGUGACCCAGUAUGUGAUCUAUCUUGGAGAAUGUUCAUGUGCACUCGAGAAGAAUGUGUAUUCUGCUGCUUUAGGAUGAAAAGUUCUAAAUAGAUCUGUCAAGUCCAUCUGGUCCAGUGUAUCAAUCAGGGCCAUUGUUUCCUUAUUGAUUUUCUGUCUAUAUGAUCUGUCGAUUGCUAUAAAUGGAGUAUUAAAGUCUCCUGUAAUUACAACAGUCUUACCAAUAAGAUUGCUUAUGUUUGUGAUUAAUUGUCAUAUAUUUGGGUGCUACCGAAUUUGGUGCUUAGACAUUUAUAAUUGUUAGCUCUUCCUGAUGGAUAGACCCUGCAAUUAUUAUAUAAUGCCCUUCUUCAUCUCUUGUUACAGCCUUUAAUUUAAAGUCUAGUUUGUCUGAUAUAAGUAUGGCUACUCCAGCUUUCUUUUGACUUCCAGUAGCAUGAUAGAUAGUUCUCCAUCCCCUCACUUUCAAUUUGAAGGUGUCCUCAGGUCUAAAAUGGUUCUCUUGUAGACAGCAAGUAGAUGGGUCUUGGUUUUUUUUCUUUUUUAAUCCAUUCUGAUACCCUGUGUCUUUUGAUUGGAGCAUUUAGUCCAUUUACAUUCAGUGUUAUUAUUUGAAGAUAUGAGUUUAGAGUCAUUAUGUUAUCUGUAGCUUUCAUGCUUGUAGUGAUGUCUCUGGUACUUUGUGGUCCUUGCAACAUUUCACUCACAGAGUCCCCCUUAGGAUCUUUUGUAGGGCUGGUUUAGUGGUGAUGAAUUCCUUCAGUUUUUGUUUGUUUGGGAAAACCUUAAUCUCGCCUUCCAUUCUGAAUGACAAGCUUGCUGGAUAAAGGAUUCUUGGCUGCAUAUUUUUCCUUUUUAUCACAUUGAAAAUUUCCUGCCACUCCUUUCUGGUCUGCCAAAUUUCAGUAGAUAUGUCUGCUGCUACCCUUAUGUGUCUACCCUUGUAGGUUAAGACCUGUUUAUCCCUAGCUGCUUUCAGAAUUCUCUCUUUAUCUUUGUAUUUUGCCAGUUUCACUAUCAUAUGUCAUGCAGAAAUUGAUUCAAGUUACAUCUGAAGGGAGUUGUCUGUGCCUCCUGAAUUUCAAUGUCUGUUUCCUUCCCCAGACUGGGGAAGUUCUCAGCUAUGGUUUAUUCAAGUACACCUUCAGCCCCUUUCUCUCUCUCUCUUCUUUUUCUUCUUCUUUUGGAACUCCUAUGAUACAGAUAUUGUUCCAUUUCAUUGAAUCACUUAGUUCUCUAAUUCUCCUCUCAUGAUCCAGAAUAUUUUUAUCUCUCUUUUUCUCAGCUUCAUCUUUUUCCAUUAUUUUAUCUUCUAUUUCACCUAUUCUCCCCUCUGCCUCUUCAAUCCUCUCUGUCACCGCCUCUAAUUUAUUUUUUAUCUCAUUUAUAGCAUUUUUAAUUAAUCAUGACUAUUUUUUUAGUUACUUGAUCUCUGCAGCAAUAGAUUCUCUGCUGUUUUCCAUGCUUUUUUCAAGCUCAGCAAUUAAUCUUAAGACUAUUAUUCUAAAUUCCUGUUCAAUAGUUACAUUGUUUAUAUCUGUUUUGAUGAAUUAUUUAGCUGUCAUUUCUUCCUGGACUUUCUUUUGAGGAGAAAUCUUCUGUUUCAUCACUUUGGCUAGUUUUCUGUUCCUUAUUCAUUUUAAAACCUUGUUAUGUGUCCUGCACCUGCGAGCACUACUAUAUUAAAGAGGGGUCAUGCACUGUUCAGGGCCUGGCCCUUCAGGAGGUGUUUUUUGGAGUGAGUUAUUUGCUGUCUACUGUUGUGACUUGGGUUACUUUAUCUCUCUACUUGUAGUGAUGUUUUAGACCCUCCACCAGGUGUGCUUUGAUUUGUUCGUUGAAGUAGCCCUGGAAAGGAAAACAGGCAAACAAAAAAAACCAAAAACAACAACAACAAAAAAAAAACAAACAAAAAAUAAAACCAAACAAACACACAUGCAAACACUCAAAAAACCCCCAAAACAAAAAACCAGAAACACCAGCUACAAGUACAAACAGGGUGGAAGUGGUGCUGAUGGAAGAGGCCUUAUCCCAUACAAAGAGAGAAAUGACAGGGACAGGAAAAAGAAAAAAUAGAAAUUGACCAGGUAGAGAAGCCAUAUGGCUUAAUCCAGAGAGAGAGAAAGGAAAAUAAAUAUGGAUAUGUAGAAUGUAUCGAGAGAAUAGAUUAAAUAUGUCUGCUUAAACAAACAACAACCAGAGAAACCAGGCUAGAGGAGGGAAGAGAUAAGAAGAAAAGGAAGGAAGAAUAUAUCUAUAUAAUAAGAAUUGUCUGAGAAUUAAACCAGACAAUGCAACCAUGCUGUUCUGGAGGAGGGCUGUCUGGUUCAUCGGUGUCAAUCCCACUCUCAUAGAUACACAGUUACCAGGUGCGGAGGGACGUGGUUUGUUGUAGGCGGGUCCUGCCUCUAUUGUGGGCCUGCUGUCGUUCCCUGAAGGUUCCCCACCUGUGGCCCAUUAGGUUGUCCAGGUGGGUCCCUGGAAACAAUCUGCCUCUUUUCCUCCCAGACUCUUGGGUUUCAAAAUUCUUUGGUGUCAACAUGGCUUUGUUUGAGAGACAUGGGAACUUUGGAUCCCCCUACUUCUCCUCCAUGUUGGCCCCUUCCUUCAAUCCCUCACUUCUGAGGAACUGCUGCUCAGAUCCUCUGGGGGAGGGUCUAACUGAGCAAUGACCAGGUGCCAGCCUGCCCCCAGGAACGUUGGUGAGACUGCGCUGCUGCUGGUACCCAGAGACUGUGACUGGGUGCCAGCCCACCCCAGAAAAAGUUCGUGUGAUUUUGUAACAGCAGCAUUUCAGGCGUUAUGGAAAAUCACAACACCAUCUAGUGCCAGGCUUCUUCAUUAACCUCCUUAUUCCAACACCAGUGAAUGUGUUUGUUCUCUGGUGUCUGCUGGGACCUUUGCCUGUGGGGUGGCCUCACAGCCUCUACCAAAUGUCCUCCCUGCAGGGGAAGUACCACUCCCCAGUGGCCCAUGGACCCCUUGGAGCUUGCUCUCUGCUCCUAGGGAUUUGCCCUUCCCACCAGAGCACCGCCAGGUAUCAACCUGUGGAGUUUCAGACUCUGCGCUCCCUGUGUAUAGUCUUAAUGAAAUUUAAACCCUCUCCUUUCUCCUUUAUCCCUUUUUUGUUGAGUCCCUGUGGCUGUUUCCACUUUUCCACUUUCUCUCCAGAUACUUUUGGGGGGGGUGCUUUUCCCAUACUCUCCCCUCCCCUGUCUCCAACCUCUCUCCACAAGCAAAACCAGCUCCCUGCCCUCUGUGGCUUCUCUCCCUGCUGGUUCACCUCUCCGUGCCGUGUACCUGCCAAGUUCUGUGGUUCAGGUUGUACAGAUUGCUGUGUUAAUCCUCAGAUCAGUUUUCUAGGUGUGCCAGAUGGUUCAUUGUUGAUCUGGCUGUGUUUCAGGGUUGAGAGACACAAAAAAAGCUUCCAUGCUGUGCCGCCAUCUUGGCCUCUCCUCCAAAAGGAGGUUCUUUACUCUGACAUUGCUAUGGAUGGCUUAGGAGGAAUCAGACACAACUGUAUUUAUGAUAGACUGUGUCUUAGUUACCUCAGUGUCCCGUUGCUCCAAAAGCAAAAGUGAUUCAAAUGGGUAAAAUACUUGGGUUCUUGAUGGUCCAAUGGCCGCUUUUUGUCAUGCUAAAAGUUUCUCAGUUGUUGUGUUCUUUUUCAUAUUCCAAGACUAUUUCUGUUCACCAGUUCAUUAAAGGAUAUGAUAAGGACAUCCAGAUAGAAGAGAUGCAUAGGAUGUGGUAUAGGGAAGGAAUGUGGAGCUUCCUUUCUAUCCAGAGAUACUCCAUUCUCCCCAAAUCUCCCUGUGUUCCGAUUUCUGUCUUUUAUGUGUUUUAAUAGCUUGUUAUGUGUCCCACACCUGUGAGUACUACUAUAUUAAAAAGGGGUCAUCCUCUCUCCAGGGCCUAGCACUUCAAGAAGUGUUUUUGGAAUGUGUUGCAUGCACUCUGUUGUGUCUUUGGCUAUUCUAUCCCACUGCUCACAGUGGGGAUUGUUUGGACCUUUCACCAGGUGUGCUUUGAUUUUUUCAUUGCAGUAACCCUGGAAAAAAGGGAAAAAAGUGUAUGUUGGAGGGGAACACUUAUCUGGUACAAAGAGAAAAAUCAAAGGAGCGGGGGGG